Molecule: messenger RNA, 1139 nt
Organism: Pocillopora verrucosa
Lineage: Eukaryota; Metazoa; Cnidaria; Anthozoa; Scleractinia; Pocilloporidae
Product: cyclic AMP-dependent transcription factor ATF-3-like
Biological process (GO): regulation of transcription by RNA polymerase II
Cellular component (GO): nucleus
Molecular function (GO): RNA polymerase II cis-regulatory region sequence-specific DNA binding; DNA-binding transcription factor activity, RNA polymerase II-specific
Source: RefSeq, a predicted model, not a curated record
GAACCAAACAGAUUUACAUAUAUUCCCAUAUCUUCGUGCUUAAAAUAGAUUUGUUAUUGUCAAUUUUGUGGGAGUUUCCCUUGUUCAAAGAUCUAUAAAAAAGUCUGUCCCGGGAUCACAUGUAUAUUUUUCGUAAGAAACGCCAACCUACUCGCGAUGCAAAACGAAAACAUUUGGCAAAAUUUAAAUGCAGCAAUGUUUUCUGCUUGUGACGGAAGACUUCAACAACCAACUUUUAAUCCCCUCCUCUCAUCUAGCCUUAAUCACGGCCCUGGCAAAGAAUCGUCGUUCUACACUGGUAUGAUAGAAAGAAGGCAAGAAAUGGAUGCUUUUGAAAGUCCUUGUGCUAUGAUCAAAGAAGGUCUCAAAAGAAAAAUCACCCAAAAGCAUUUGGAAAAUGGUACAACGUUACCGAAAAUAGAAGAGAAGAAAAGACAGCCAGCACCACCGAGAAUGAAAGAAGAAGAUCCAGAGGUUAUCAAGAAGCGAAGGGAGAGAAAUAAGAUCGCAGCGACGAAGUGCCGAAAGAGAAAGAGAGAACGCAUCGAAAUAUUGGAAAAGAAAACAAAUAAACUUGAGGAAACAAGGAGGAAGAAAUUAGAAGAAAAGGAGGAACUGUUGGCUGAGCUGCAUGAAUUGUCCGCAUCACUGAGUAAUCACUGGUGCAAACUUGUGCCGUCAACAUCUGUGGCAGAUUCUCGGCAUACAGAUCAAUCAAUCUGCUUAUCACAGAAUGCUGCGCUUUUGAAUUCUUUCCGACAAAAAUACGGAAACUUCAAUGUAAGUUAGUUUCCUCUGAUCUUCGUCCGGCGCAGCAAGACUCUUGCAAGAACUGAAAGUUGAACACAGUUUGUGGCCAUAUGCAACAAACAUGACAUUAUUUUGAAACUUACAUUAAGCUUUUAACAUGCUUAACAAUUCAUCUCUUAAAGGUGAACUCACUUUCUUCGAAUUUCCGAAGAUGUCCUAAAUUGUAAUGAUUAAUUGACUAAAUUCCCUAUGCGGUAUUUUUAUUAUCGUUAUGGAUUUCUUGUGCUAGACUUCCUGUGAAAAAUAAACUGGCCCAUGGUAGGUUCCCCGUUAUUACUUGAGUCUUUAAAACUUUAAUCCUCGUAGUACGCUAACAUCUUCUCCUAUGG